Staurois parvus is the source of this 276-nucleotide messenger RNA. The record is from the annotation of a GenBank genome assembly. NCBI's taxonomy places the organism in Eukaryota, Metazoa, Chordata, Amphibia, Anura, Ranidae.
CAAGCACCCGGGGUCAGUAGGGGGCCCCAUAAAAUGCCCCUUGUACCUUUUAUAGGCUUUUUUGGGUGUGUUUUGAGUGUGGGCAAGGACACAGGGGCCCCAUGAUCCCCAAUUUCCCGGGGGCCCCAUGAGUUGUCAGUCCGCCCUUGCAUCAACCAUAACCAACCAUGCUGCAACUACUGACCAUAAUGUGGUAUUUUCCUGUUCCAUGCACUUCUUAUGUAUCAAGAAUAUCUGACAUGGAAAGAAAAUACCCUAAUACCAUUCAGUUCUGGC